Populus nigra (black poplar) is the source of this 789-nucleotide messenger RNA. Its product is annotated as mitogen-activated protein kinase kinase kinase 20-like. Gene Ontology annotation, molecular function: protein kinase activity; ATP binding. NCBI's taxonomy places the organism in Eukaryota, Viridiplantae, Streptophyta, Magnoliopsida, Malpighiales, Salicaceae. Gene Ontology annotation, biological process: protein phosphorylation. The transcript has 2 exons. The coding region runs from base 1 to 789 and encodes 262 amino acids. The record is from RefSeq and is a predicted model, not a curated record.
AUGGAAUAUGUUGAUGAGAUGGCUAGCAGAUUGUGGUUCUAUGGUGUAGUGGUUAGCACUCUGGACUUUGAAUCCAGCGACCUGGGUUCGACUCCCGGUGGGGUGUUGAAGUACAAUAUCUUGUUGGAGUAUGCUCCUAUGGGCUCUCUUCUAAACCUGAUAAAGGAUUGCGGGGGUAGGAUUCUUGAGAGCCAUGUUAGGCAAUACACGAAGAUGCUACUGAAGGGGUUAUCUUGCAUCCACAAUAGCGGUCACGUGCAUUGUGAUCUUAAGCCCGCCAACAUUCUGGUUUUUCCUCGUCAAGUUGAUGGAUUAAGUGAUAUUCAGCUUAAGAUUGCUGAUUUUGGGCUGGCUAAAGAGCCUGGAGAGGAUGAUUCGGAUAAGCUGUUUCAUAUGUAUCAAUACCGUGGGACGCCGUGCUACAUGUCUCCUGAAUCUGUACAAUUUGCUGAGAUCACACCGGCUUUGGAUAUAUGGUCUCUUGGUUGCAUUGUUGUUGAGAUGAUCACUGGACGGGUUGCUUGGGGAAACUUGGAUUCGAGAGAGUUGUUCAAUAAGCUUGUCUAUGGGAAUGAAUCUCCAAAGAUUCCUGAAUACAUGUCAGAGAGUGGAAAAGAUUUCCUGAGGAGGUGCUUUGAGUUAGAUCAUAGGGAGGGGUGGACUGCCGAUACUCUCCUGACUCAUCCUUUCGUUGACGACGCGCCACUGCAGCCGGUGGAGACGAACACUGAAGAAUUGUUAAGCUCCUGCUUUGCGUGUGCUGUCAAUUCAGUAUUAUGUGAAAAUUAG